UGAAAGUUUGACGCGUUAUCGUGACAUAGAUAACGCUAGCGUGCAAUAACGACGAGGAGGAAGAUUCUUAUCAGAUGCCUGAAAGAUACCGCCGUUUUAAAUCUUUAUUAAUCGUUCACCAGGCGGUGUUGUUUUACGCAACAUUGAACGACAGGUGAAACACAUUCAGCGUCUUUAAUUGUUUACCUGUUUUUGACGCAUUUGGCAGUUCGCCAUUUCAAUUCGGUUCAAAAUGGCUGAGUGUUAAAACGUGAACGUAAACAAAGUGCAUAAAACUUGACUCUUAUCCCGUGGCUUGAAAACAAUGUUUUUCAAACCGACAAUGGGCGUUGGCUUGGCCGUCUUAUGUCUGGCCGUCAAUGUCGGAUCGUCUUUCAUCAAACUCGGCCAGCAAGGCUACGAAAAUGUUGUAGUGCGCGUUAACGACGAUGUUCCCAGCACCGAUUGCGUCAAAAUUAUCGAUAGGAUUCAGGUAAUGAUGCAAGAGGCUUCUAACGCCAUGUGUAAAGCUCUAGACAAUCGAGCUUAUCUGGGGAAUGUCACUAUACUGGUGCCAUUAAACUGGACGGCCGAUGGAAAUUGUUUGGUGGAUUCUUCCAUUACGUGGCCGAGGAUUCAUCAAGCGGAUUUUAUUGUGGGUCAAGAUCAUCCCGCUUACGGUAGUCGGCCAUUCAGUUUGCAAUACGGUGGAUGUGGGGUCAGUUCGUUGGGAUCCGUUCAUCUACCACUUAGUUUUCUUAACGGAGCGUCUGCUAAAGGUGUUGCCAUCGCGCACGAAUGGGUCCACUAUCGUUACGGAGUCUUUGACGAGAUUGGAAUCAAUGGGGAUCCUUUAUAUCCGAAUGGCUAUCAAAUAACACAGACGGAAUCUUCCAUCUUGCCCACCAGUUGUACAAAUGUUCCGCUAAAAGGCAAUUGGCUUGGAAACGAAUGGCAGAACAGCUACGACAAUGACAACGUCACAUCUUCCAUCAUGUUUAGCACUGAAUUACCAACCAUCAAUCGUUUGUGCACGAAAGAUGACCACCUGAAAGCGCCUCCAACUAAGCAGAAUUGGCUCUGUGGGGGUCGCAGCGUUUCUGAAAUUGUCUACAGCCAUUCCGAUUUUAUCAGUAAUAGCCAAUCAAUGAUCUGCAAUCAAACCCGGUUCAGUGUGGCCACCGAUACCCAUCGCGGUUAUCACAUCGUUUUGGACGUUUCUUCAGCGAUGGUGCUCAAUAAUCUUAUGGAAAAGGCCAAGUUUGCCGCCUCGCAUUUCAUUUGGUACUUGCCCGAAGGCUCGUUCGUUUCCGUCGACACUUUUGGCGAUAGCUAUUCAAAGGUGCAAGAGCCGAUUGAGCUUAACAUGACGACCAAAAACUCGGUGUUGGCUAGUCUGGAUAAAAUACAAGAGACCAGUGGCAAUACAGCAGCACUGGGUCUUGCCCUUGACAACGCAGUUCAAAUGUUCCACCAAGGUAUGGAGAUUAUUUUUGUAACAGCUGCACAGCAAGUACCUUCGAAUUUCAGCAUUUAUGUCGAAGAAUUUCGACGCCAUUUGAUUGCGCCACACAUUCUGGCGCUGAGCGUUCAAACUUCCAAACUAUUUUCGCCUUUGGCUCGUGACGGUUGGCUCUAUUCGAUUCCUACCUGGACUAAAACGCCAUUGGUGGCGGGGACUAAACACUGGAACCCCCAAACGUGGAUCAUUGAUACAAUGCAAUCCAUCUACAGCCGAAUGCGAUCCUAUCGAGCAAAGAUUGAGGAACGAACGAUCCAAUUGCUUUCUGGAUGGACUAACGGCACUUUCCAACUCGAUUCACCUGCAACUAAUUUGCUGUUUUCAUUUUAUCAUCUCGACGAUGGGAACGCCAUGAACUUCAGGAAAGGAUUUCUAUUCAGCCCUCUAAACGAAGAGUGUUCCAUUUUACUUGUCAAAGAAAUCUCACUGUACACGGCAGAUUGUCAGAUCACCACCUUCGAGAAAGGGACGUGGUCCUACUUCAUUGAUGUGACUGGGUCCAGUAUGGUUCGGAUGGACGUUUGGUUCGAGGCUAAUUCCAUCAGCCCAGUCAAAGUCGAAAGCUGGACCAACUCUUUCCAGAACCAACCGAUUAACUGGGCAACUGGGCGUGUGAUCGUCUAUGCUUUAGUGACAGAACAGCAAAGAGCGGUUAGCGGUUUGAAUCCCGUCGUUCAUUUAAUCGGUGACAACGCAACGGACGUCAUCAUCAGCGUUACUCUGAACGAAAACAAUCCGUCGGACGUGACGAAAGGCGAUGGAAUCUAUUCGGCCCAGCUGAUCAAUUUGCCUCGUUAUUCAACCCACUUUUCUUACAUCCUCGAGAUCAUCGGUGGCACUGGGACUGUUGAUUUUGGUAUUUUAAAUGGACAUCCCUCGGCUGGUAGUUCGAUUCCGUCCAGCCAGCCGACACCUCGUCCGACUAGUUUUAACCGCUACGUUUACGGAGGCAGUUUUCAAUUGAUUUAUCCAUAUGACGGUCGUGAUGUCUUUCCUCCUGGACGAAUCACCAACUUGGCUAUCCUUAAUUUUAAUUCAAACAACUCAACAAUGGAGUUGAAUUGGACGGGCCCAAAAGACGAUUACGAUGCAUCCACCAAUUACAUCAAAUGGUUUGCAAUUACUGGAGAAGAUGAUGGAACACCUGGUGUAGAAACAAGUUAUUUUAACGGGACUAUCCAGCCAUUGCCGGGCUCUCUAGACCGAAUGACUUACACGAUUAAUGUUCCCAAAACGAACAAGAGCCGCAACGUGUAUUAUCGCGUUUACGGGAUGGAUACAUCUGGCAAUAAAGGCCAAUCAUCCAACAUAGCCACAGUUUACGUUCCAGCUAUCAUCUUUCCAAUCGAUCCCGAAGAUGAACCGCAAUUAUUACCCGCAGCAUUGUUUUGGUUUUUGAUCGGUUUGGCUUGCGUGUGUCUGCUCCUUCUCGUUGCCAUCGCCAUUGUUUUCGUUCGUCGUCAACUUGAUGCUCGAAAGAGGAAAGCAAUGGCUGCCGAUUGGAUUCAAAUUGGGGAAACGACGUUAGAUCUCAAAGCGCCGAAUAGCAGCAAGGAAACAGCGAGAAAGAGCGAACCAGAAGUGCCCGAUUUUCACGCUAAUUCAACUCCAUCCCCACGACGAUCGAAUGAAUAUUUUUCUUCCAGAUGGUCUGAUAAUAGUUACUCUGCUGGAUCAGAAGUGUAUCAACAACCUGAAAGGAUUUUCACUACCGCAAGGAUCGAAGCACCGGCAGAUUCUAAAGUCCAUGAGCGUCCACCUUUACGACCAGGUCUUUCUACUUACAGUUUCGGUGGCGAUUGGGCUGGCAACGCAUCGCCACCAAUGAAUGUUACCCCGAGUCCAAAGAAGGUGCCUCCUCCACCACCGCAACGUAAGUUCUUUGCGUAUCCAUCGGACAUGAGCAACAGCGAGAACAAAAUGAAGAGGACGUUGCAGUUUGGAGAUAUCGACAACACCCCAUUAGCAUCUUCCCCAUCUUACCUCGCAGCCCAGUUGAAAAAGGAACCCUACCGAGGAGAUCAACAGAUGCUCAAAUCUUAUUCCGAGCAAACAUUAACAAGCGCAAGCAACUCAUCGUUAAGUAGAUUUGGAAUAAUCCUGGGAGCUGACAGCGAGGCGUCACUCGUUUAGCCUGUGUGCAUUGUUCCAGAACGUUUUCCAUGAAAAGUGAUACAUGUUUUAUGUUUUUCCUGUAAAGAAUAUUGGCGAUAAACGAUGGCGAGCAAUAAAUGAUUAAAGAACUUUGAA
This is a messenger RNA of Daphnia magna, 3751 nucleotides long. RefSeq names its product calcium-activated chloride channel regulator 1. The record is from RefSeq and is a predicted model, not a curated record. The transcript has 16 exons. The coding region runs from base 305 to 3634 and encodes 1109 amino acids. NCBI's taxonomy places the organism in Eukaryota, Metazoa, Arthropoda, Branchiopoda, Diplostraca, Daphniidae.